This is a messenger RNA of Staurois parvus, 386 nucleotides long. The record is from the annotation of a GenBank genome assembly. NCBI's taxonomy places the organism in Eukaryota, Metazoa, Chordata, Amphibia, Anura, Ranidae.
CACUGAUAGGUGGCACUGAUAGACAGCACUGAUAGGUGGCACUGACUGGUAUCACUGCUGGGCACUGACUGGCGGCACUGCUAGGCACUGACUGGCACAACCACUGGGCAGUGACUGGUGGCACUGACUGGCAGCACUGCUGGGCUGCGCUGAUGGGCACUGGUGGGCACAGGUGGGUGGCACUGGUGGGCACAUGUGGGUGGGCAAAGGUGGGUGACACUGCUGGGCACAGGUGGGCAGAACUGGUGGGUGGCACUGCUGGGCACAGGAGGGUGCACUGCUGGGCACAGGUGGGUGGCACUGAUGGGCACAGGUGGGUGGCACUGAUGGGCACAGGUGGGUGGCACUGCUGGGCACAGGUGGGCACACUGCUGGGCACAGGUGGG